AUGGAGAUCGCCCGCACCUCCAUGAUCCAUGCCCGUGCGCCCCAUUUUCUGUGGCCCUACGCGGUUCACUACGCCGCCCACCAGCUGAAUCUCUGGCCCCGUGUCUCACAGCAAGGGGUUUCACCGACCAGUCUUUGGACCGGGUCCCCUGGUGUUGCGUCGGAGUUUCAAGUCUGGGGCUGCCUUGCGCUUGUCCGCGACACCUCUGCGGACAAGCUCUUGGCUCGCGCCGUCCCCUGUGUCUUCCUUGGUUUCCCGUACCCUUGUCAAGGCCUCCCGGUUUCCCCCCCUCCUCUUUUCCUCGCCCCUCUCCUCCUCCGAUACCUCCUCCUUCUCCUCCUCCCCCCUCUCCUCCUCCGAUACACCCGCCCCCCUGGUCCUGCCCUGUCUGAUGUGUCUCACGCUACCCCUCUCCCCUCGGUAGCACAUCAGGUACCGUCUCCUUCCCCACAGUCGUCCCCACAGUCACCGUGGCAGCCUUCGGCACUACCGCGAGAGGUUGCAGUCGACUAUGGGGGUGUUGGUUUUCGGGGCACGGGCACUGGGGGUGCUAGUUCUGAGGGUGUUGGAGCUGAGGGUACUGGCACUAGAGGUGCUAGUUCUGAGGGUGCUGGAGCUGAGGGUACUGGCGUUGGAGGUGCUAGUUCUGGAGGUACUUGCGCUAAGGGUGCUGGCACUGGCGGUGCUAGUUCUGGGGGUGCUCGUGCUGGGGACACUAGUUCUGGGGGUGCUGGAGCUGAAGGUGCUAGUUCCGAGGAGACUGGAGCUGGCGGCGCUACCCCACCUCCCCACCGCUAA
Molecule: messenger RNA, 798 nt
Organism: Closterium sp. Yama58-4
Lineage: Eukaryota; Viridiplantae; Streptophyta; Zygnematophyceae; Desmidiales; Closteriaceae
Source: the annotation of a GenBank genome assembly